Messenger RNA from Nyctereutes procyonoides (raccoon dog), 861 nucleotides. Its product is annotated as proline-rich protein HaeIII subfamily 1-like. The record is from RefSeq and is a predicted model, not a curated record. The coding region runs from base 1 to 861 and encodes 286 amino acids. NCBI's taxonomy places the organism in Eukaryota, Metazoa, Chordata, Mammalia, Carnivora, Canidae. The transcript has 3 exons.
AUGGGCGGGAGCCCUCGCCCCAGAGGCCACCUGCACGGUGACCUCAGCAGCCCAGGUGUCCCAGGCCCUCCACAGCCUCACCGGGACAGCGGCGCCAAGGGAAAUGGCAGGGCCGAGGGACCAAGGGCAAGCGGGCACCUGCAAGCCAGGACCGCGUUGGUUGCGACUGUGACCUCAGGACGGGACCGGUCCACAGCCACACCGUUGACCCAGAUGGAAGACAGACGGGAGCACAGCCUCCAGGCAGCCCCAGUGGCACAGGGACAGCGUCCAGAUGGGAAAACCAAAAGUUCAGAAAAUCAAGAGAUUGUCAGACCAGAGGUGAGCGAGCCCGGAGGAGAAGGCAUGUUCCUCAGACCCGUAGACCCCCGUGGUCCUCCCGCCAGGUUGCAACCUCCACCGCGGCCUCCACCAGACUUCAUCCCCAUUGCAGCGCCGCCACCCCAGCCACUCCCGUCCCCUGGGAAGAGGCCAGUCCCCACGGAGCCAGUCCGCCCUGGUCAUGGGGGUGGACCUGGGCCGGGCAGCAGAGGUCUCCUUGCAACCAGCCCUGUGAGCACCAUGUGUCACCAACAAGACAACCUCCUGCUUGAGCUUUUGAUCCACAGCUUACUCCGUGCUUAUGAGGUGCCACAAGCUGGGCCCUUGUUGGCCACGAGGUACCCAGUCGUUGCCCAGUGUCUUAGAGACAAUCCCACACACGCGGAGAGCGAAGAGCAUCCGCAGGUGCGCGGUGCCAUCCACGAGCGCCGCAGGUCAAAGCCGCCGGGCGUCCGGGGCGUCCUCUGGCCGCGGGUGGCACCACCCCCACCGCUGGACACCUGCCCGCGGGGGUGUGCUCUGUCUUCAGGUGACGACUAA